CCCGCCCCCCGCCCCCCGCUCCCAUCCCCAGUGCCGUCAAAGCGAACCCGGGCCAGCGCAAGGAUCUCCGAGUUGCGAGUGUGCUGAGGCUGGGACUGUCACUCAUUCUCCGAUCCGCGCGUGAACGCAGCUCGGCAGCGGCUGGCAGGAAACAAUUCUGCAAAAAUAAUCAUACUCAGCCUGGCAAUUGUCUGCCCCUAGGUCUGUUGCUCUGCCGCCGUCCACACUCUCUGCAAGGGGGGGCACAGAAUUUACCGCGGCAAGAACAUCCCUCCCAGCCAGCAGAUUACAAUGCUGCAAACUAAGGACCUCAUCUGGACUUUGUUUUUCCUGGGAACCGCAGUUUCCCUGCAGGUGGAUAUCGUCCCCAGCCAAGGAGAAAUCAGCGUCGGAGAAUCCAAGUUCUUCUUAUGCCAAGUGGCGGGAGAUGCCAAAGAUAAAGACAUCUCCUGGUUCUCCCCCAACGGAGAGAAGCUCACCCCAAACCAGCAGCGGAUCUCCGUGGUGUGGAACGACGACUCUUCCUCCACGCUCACCAUCUACAAUGCCAACAUUGAUGACGCCGGCAUUUACAAGUGUGUGGUCACUGAUGAGAGCGGCAGUGAGUCAGAGGCCACGGUCAACGUGAAGAUCUUCCAGAAGCUCAUGUUCAAGAAUGCACCAACCCCGCAGGAGUUCAGGGAGGGGGAAGAUGCUGUGAUCGUGUGUGAUGUGGUCAGCUCCCUACCCCCCACCAUCAUUUGGAAGCACAAGGGCCGAGAUGUCAUCCUGACGAAAGAUGUCCGAUUCAUAGUCCUGUCCAACAACUACCUGCAGAUCCGGGACAUCAAGAAAACAGAUGAGGGCACUUAUCGCUGUGAGGGCAGGAUCCUGGCACGGGGGGAGAUCAACUUCAAGGACAUUCAGGUCAUUGUGAACGUGCCGCCCACUGUCCAGGCCAGGCAGAGCAUCGUGAAUGCCACCGCCAACCUCGGCCAGUCCGUCACCCUGGUGUGCGAUGCCAAAGGCUUCCCAGAGCCCACCAUGAGCUGGACAAAGGAUGGGGAACAGAUAGAGAACGAGGGAGACGAGAAGUACGUCUUCAGCGAUGACAGUUCUGAGCUGACCAUCAGGAAGGUGGAUAAGAACGACGAGGCCGAGUACGUGUGCAUUGCCGAGAAUAAGGCUGGAGAGCAGGAUGCAUCCAUCCACCUCAAAGUCUUUGCGAAACCCAAAAUCACUUAUGUAGAGAACCAGACCGCCAUGGAACUAGAAGAACAAGUCACUCUGACCUGUGAAGCCUCAGGAGACCCCAUUCCCACUAUCACCUGGAGGACUUCUACCCGGAACAUCAGCAGCGAAGAAAAGGCUUCGUGGACUCGACCAGAGAAGCAAGAGACUCUGGACGGGCACAUGGUGGUGCGUAGCCACGCCCGAGUGUCGUCCCUGACCCUGAAGAGCAUCCAGUACACAGACGCCGGAGAAUACAUCUGCACCGCCAGCAACACCAUCGGCCAGGACUCCCAGUCCAUGUACCUGGAAGUGCAAUAUGCCCCCAAGCUGCAGGGCCCCGUGGCUGUGUACACAUGGGAGGGGAACCAGGUGAACAUCACGUGCGAGGUAUUUGCCUACCCCAGUGCUACCAUCUCGUGGUUUCGAGAUGGUCAGCUGCUGCCAAGCUCCAACUACAGCAAUAUCAAGAUCUACAACACCCCCUCCGCCAGCUAUCUAGAGGUGACCCCAGACUCUGAAAAUGAUUUCGGAAAUUACAACUGUACUGCAGUGAACCGCAUUGGACAGGAGUCUUUGGAGUUCAUCCUUGUCCAAGCAGACACCCCAUCUUCACCAUCCAUCGACCAGGUGGAGCCAUACUCUAGCACAGCCCAGGUGCAGUUUGAUGAACCAGAGGCCACCGGUGGGGUGCCCAUCCUCAAAUACAAGGCUGAGUGGAGAGCAGUGGGCGAGGAAGUGUGGCAUUUCAAGUGGUAUGAUGCCAAAGAAGCCAACAUGGAGGGCAUCGUCACCAUCGUGGGCCUGAAGCCCGAAACUACGUACGCCGUGCGACUGGCGGCCCUCAACGGCAAGGGUCUGGGUGAGAUCAGCACGGCCUCUGAGUUCAAGACGCAGCCAGUCCACAGCUCUCUUCCACUGGCUCCUGCUAGCUCUGCCACCCCUGUUCCAUUGUCUCCUCCAGAUACAACCUGGCCUCUUCCUGCCCUCACAACCACAGACCCGGCUAGGGAACCCAGCGCACCUAAGCUCGAAGGGCAGAUGGGAGAGGACGGAAACUCUAUUAAGGUGAACCUGAUCAAGCAGGAUGACGGCGGCUCCCCCAUCAGGCACUACCUGGUCAAGUACCGAGCGAAGCUCUCCUCCGAGUGGAAACCAGAGAUCCGGCUCCCGUCUGGCAGUGACCACGUCAUGCUCAAGUCCCUGGAGUGGAAUGCUGAGUAUGAGGUCUACGUGGUGGCUGAGAACCAGCAGGGCAAGUCCAAGGCGGCUCAUUUUGUGUUCAGGACCUCGGCCCAGCCCACGGCCAUCCCAGCGACCCUGGGAGGCUGCUCUGCGUCCUACACCUUUGUCUCAUUGCUUCUCUCUGCAGUGACUCUGCUUUUGCUCUGUUAGGAUCUCGAACACACACACACACACACACACACACACACAAUUAAGUUUGCUUAAUGCCCAGUUCCUCUGAGAGUGAUCAGUGCCCCCUCUGGAAGAACCUGUCAGGACCGCCACGGCCACGCCGCCAAGCACUCUGUGUGGAAGAGGAAGGUUUGGUGACUGGAAAAAGCGGGACCUCCAGACAUUUUAUUUACCAUUCACAGGUCCGCUUGUGCGGGUUCACGAGGAUGUUUGCCCCUUUCUAAUGGCAGAAUGAAAAUAUUUGGGAGCACUUUUCUUUAAACACUGUUUUUUUAAAAAGCAUUAUGCUAGGUUUACAGAGAAGUUUCUGCGCAUCUGCUACCUGUUGCAUUUUGUUGUUGUUCUUCCCUGAAAAUGAUGUAGCAGAGGAAAAUGUCUAAGUACCUCCCGAAGCUUGCAUCAGAUUGUUCGAAUCACCACGUGCUCCCCACCCCGUUCUAACCCCAUGCUCCUCCUCUGCCCUUCAAAAAGUAGUCGGCUUCGCUUGCAUUGACAUGCCCAUGGUAAGAGAGCCAGACCACUGGGAUGCACCCGAGCAUUUUGCUAACACGAUGGGCAGAGUCAGUCACCCCGUUACCCAUACAGUGGAAGAAAUUGGACUUGUUAGGCAUUAUCUGGGGCUGCUCAGAUGUUCUGGGAGGCACUUUGGUCCUGGUAUUACAACGAGCAGCCCCAACAGAGCCAGCCUGUGAUGCACCCAGUACCCGUCAGCUUUAUGAGAUGGGUGUCCCCCCAGUCAGAGUGAUUCGGGCUGCCCAGCAGCGAGCCGCAGAUCAGCACAGAGGCUCGUGUCUUGGGGGUUGUGGUCUGACAGUCUCGCAUACACGUCAGUCCCCAAGUUGGAGGUAUCCACCUCGAGCCAGGCACGGGUCACGCACUCCCCACCCCCCCCGCCACACACACACUCUCACCAGAGCAGAAGGAUGGGGACAGGUCACUCCUGGACUGCCCAGGGCGUCCACAUACAGCAAUUCCGUCAGCCUGUCCUACUUCCCAAAUGCCCCAACCCCCCAUAGUGGUCGGUGGCUUUAGUGACAUUUAAAAAAUUCUGGUGACCACCAGCUAGUCCUCUCUGCUGUUGGGGGGCACACCCCUCCGCGUGCCCAGGAGAGAGGCUCGCUAAAGUCUCGCACGGAGGCUCGGCUGGAUCCUGCUCAGUACCAUCUGUGCGCACUUGGGGAUGGACCUUCUACUGAAUAAAACCUCCCUCCCUCCAUUGUGGUCACAUCAUUCUACAUAUCUCAUCUCUAAACAUCCCACAGAAGUUUGAUUUGUUCUUUUUGUUUAUUUUUUAGUUCUGUUUGUUCUUGGUUGGUUUUUUUUUUUUUUUAAUUAAUGUUUGAAGACUAGUCUUUCCCUUUGGGAAUCCCAGUGAUCCCGUCUGCGGGGCAGAGCUGCCCAUGUCGGUGGGCCCGUGUCCCCCAGCGCUCACCAUUUAGAGGCUCAUGCGCAGACACUGGAGGCCGCACUUUGCCCAGCAGCUCAGGCAGGUAGCGCCUCUCACCCCAGCCCUGUCUGCUCCCCAGCCCCACCUCAGACCUCUUCCCCUGGGGUCCCUACUCUGCCUUCACACCAGCGUAAGACAAGCAGGCGUGGUUCUUAGGCACAAGGCGGAGCAUCGAGGAGAGACACGCGGUGCCUCCAGGCCUGGCAUAAGAAUCCCAGGUCAGUUAGCAAGAGCUCUGGGGAGGGUGAGGGAAGGAGGGAUCUGUCCUCAAGCGAGUGACCCGUCACUGUCCUCCCGGCUCCUGGCGUGCUCUUGAUAGCAUCUUGGGCAGAAGUCCUGUGUUCACCCAAAAGGGCCCAUCGCGGAGGUCUGCCCCAGCCUGGUCCCAUUCCCACCCACAGGGGAGGGCCAGUGUCAGUGUUUCCGAAGGGACUCUGGAGAUCUAGCCCAAAGUGUAGGGAGGCCUGACACGACCCGUCUCCCCACCCCCAGCACACCCCAGGCGAGGCAGGGCCUCAGCCAAAGCUACUUUGGGGUCAAUGCCGGCAGGCCCUGGUUUUAACAGGAUGCCUUUCGAGAGACAGUGUUAGGGCACACUCACUCCCCCCCCGGACACCGUUCUCAGUGACGGCUGUGGCCCCCGGCCCCACCAGCGGUCCCCAAGGUAGCAGCCCUUCGAGACCCCCGCGGGAGGAAGCACUUGCCCCCUCGCUCAGCUGCCCGCGCCGCCGCGCCCCGUCCAGCGCUGCCACGCUCCACAUGCCGCGGGGUUCCUCUGCUCACUUCCGAAAUAUUGAUACGGCAGGUUUGGAUCACGUUUGUUACUAAUAAGAAUGCUAACACUGUUGUGUAGAUAAUCAGCGAGGCCUUGAUGAAGUUUACACCUUUGCGUUAUUAAAGGAAAUAACAGUCCACGUGAACUCACCAGCGUGUUUUGAUUUUAUUGAAUAGUGUGUCCUACAAAAUGUCAAAAGCCCUUUCCUUCCACCUCACGUGUACCUGAACAACUCUGAUUACUCCAAAUUGCACCCCAAACUUGUAGCCUGCUGCUUGGAGUUCUAGCAAAGGAAAUGCUUUCCUUUCCUGAUGAGGAGCUAUGCGCUUUGCUUAGCUGCCCUGAGAACUCUUGUGGGUCAUUGCCUCCUUGGACGCUUCUGGUCCCCAGCAGGCAGGGGGAGGGGACAGUCCCUUUGCAGACCCAGGAGGUGGUCACUUUGGGGUCAGAGGCGCACUGUGGGCCACCAGACGUACAACGCUGUAGCUAGGGCUCCUGAUUUCCCUGCUCCCAUUAGAACCCCGUAACAGAGGCUUCGCAGAGUGGCCUUGUGAUGGAAUGUGAGAGAAGGCUCUUGUUGGCAAAUCCUAUUCUGUUUAUAAUCACACUUAGUAGGACACUUCCUGGAAGCCCUUGAGACCAGCUGUCUGUUUAACAGCGGCUUCUGGGAAGGAGCGAGCAGACAGGUAUGGGGUUAUGAGUGAACCAGAGCCCCAGCUUGGUGGAAGGGGUCGCUCUGCUGCACAAAGAGCUGGUGACACAGUGACUCAGGCCCGUCUAGUGUCUGUAAAAUGUGAAACCCAGAUUCUCAUUUUGAGGCAUUUAAGAAAGGUGUAUGUAGGUCUCCAUCUUGGGGCAGCCGGGUCCCUGUUCAGGGUCAACCCUUCCCAUGCCGGGAACCACAGAAGAUGGACAGCCCCGCGUUCGCAGCAUCACCGUUGGGACCGCUCUGACCCUGGAGGUUAUGGAGGCGCUCGCUGCUCCCAAGAAACUCUUUGCGUGUGGGUCUGUGGCUGGGACUGGGACCAGGCCAGUGGCAAGGUCAGGCAAAGAUAGACCCCUGGAAGGUUAUGUUUCCCUUUUAUAAACUGUUACCUGAGGUACGGGGGACACCCUUUGUCCUUCUGGCUUUCCUGGGCUACAGCCCUGUAUCAUCCGCGAGGGCUAGUGGGUUUUGGCUUGACUUCAAUAUACUUUCCUCCAUUUCCUGGUGUUUCCCUUAUUUUCAGUUUUUUUGUUUAGGUUUGGUUUUUGGGUUUUUUUUUUUUUUUGUAGAAGCUAUGCACACUCUAGCUUGAGGAGCGCCUUACUCCCUCUGGAAGUCAAGACUCUUAGUGGUGAACUGGGUGGCCCUUUCUCCUUCAGGGGCAGUCUGUACUCUCUCCAUCCGCUCGGUAUGCUAGGUCAAGGCCACGCGGUGAGACCGCACACCCCCUCCUCGGGCGGCGAGUCAUAGAGCAGCUGUUACUCGUUGUAGGGCAGGCUCGACGGGACCUGAAAACGGCACUCCCCCAACUCCGCUGUGUAUGAGGAUCACCCGGGCUGUUCCUCCAAAUCCUGAUCCCUGAGCCUCACCCCCAGAGAUUCUGAUUCCGUAGAAUUGCGGAGCCCCAGAGUCUAAAUUUACAGCACCCCAGGAAUUGUGCUGCAGGUGGACAGACAUUAUGCUAAAAGGUGUUUAUUUUCCACAUAAAAAAAAAAAAAUCACAAGAAUCAGUGAAUAAAAACAGGGCCUACUGAGUGUUGUAGGCUUCCAAGAAAAAGUACCUUGCACGGGGUGCUGCUGGACGGUGACGUGGGACGGUGGGCUCUUGUGGUUGAGGGGGGUGUGGAGAUGCCGUCAACCCAGGCCCUGCCCCGCACGGGGACCUCUUCCAGAGCAUUACGGAACCACUGCCAAGGGGUCGUCCGGCCUCUGCUCGACUCCCUCCAGCCACAGGGGGCUUGCCUGCCAAAGCAGCUCACCCUCUGUUAGUUCUUUCUCGAGGGGAGCGGAAAUCUACCCCGGAUCCUAUAGUUUCUAUCCAGUUUCCAUCCAGCAGUGAUACUGAACAAGACUACUUCUUCCAUUUCACAGUCCACCUGUAAAUCUCUGGAGAUGGCCUUCUCAUCUCCAGACUCAACACCCACUCAUUUUUUUUUUUGACAAAUACUCUUUGAACAUUUCCUAUCAGUCAGGUUGUCCUAGAUGCUGGGGAGACAUAAGACAGAGUACCUGGUAGAACCUUCCAGAAGGGACAGCCAAAUAAAAAGCAGGUAAAUGAAGAGAAAAUGUCAGCUAGAGGUAAAAAGAGAAGAAAGCAGGUAAUGUGGUAGAUAGUGGGCAGAGGUGCCUCACUAGAUAAGAGAUCGGGGGAUGGAGGGAGAGGGCUCUAUGACAAAGUGACCUUUGAGCCGAGGCCUGUGGGAUGGCAAAGAGCCACCCAGGAAGUUAUGGGGCUGGAGUGUUGAAGGCAAGGGGUCAGCAAGGGCCUGAGGCAGGAAUGGGCUGGGUGUGCUCAGCAGGUGGUGUGAAGGCUCUGGCCUGAGCACGAGGAUGGGAGGGUGGAGGGCCAGUGCCAUGAGUCACAACAAUCAGAAGAGUGGGACUGUCUAUAGCCCGUGUAGGGCCUUCGGGCCAAGAGGAAGAGUCUGAAUUUUAUCUCUGCUAGAAGGGAAGACCACUUCCCUUUCUGUCUCACGUCACAGGGGUCUUUGUACCCUUCUGGCCUUUCCCCAGUGCGUGCGCGUGGUGCUGGCCUUCAGACCAAGGCAGCCCUCUGGCUGGGGCUGAUGAGCCCAGAGCAUAAGCUGGACAACUGCCGCCUCACACACGCGGAGCCACUUGGCGGUGGUUUGUCAUCCUCUUUAGAGAGCAUUUGUCCCCUAAAACCGUAUUUAUGUGUAUACUCAGAAGGUACAGUUUGUACCACUGAGCCCGAAAACACAAACACUGUCCCCUCACGCAAAUACUUCUGGCUCCUUCUUGGGGAAGCAGGCACUCAGCACCUGCGGAGCACUGACGUCAGCAGCGGCUUCCGGCCCAGUGUCUCGGGCUCGAGAGAAAGCCCAAGGCUGCUAUCCCCUCCCUGCUCGGGGAAGCAGCUCUGGGACUCUGAAGAUCAGGAAGGCUUGCAUGCCUCUGUGCUUAUUGGGGUGGAAUGUGUAAGGACCUGCGAGAGAAGAAUGGUUGCUUUAUUCUGCUUCCGUGAGCUGCUAGGGAAAAGACCCCCCUCUAGCGGACCUCGGGGGCCGGCCGGCCGUUUCCUGCCGCCGAAGUCCGGAGAUGGCGUGGCCAGAGCUGGGUCCUCUGGGUUCAGAGCCCUUGGUCCAUCUUGAUGCCUUCCUGGGCAUAGCCUAGGGUUUUCAGUGUGGGUUGGAUGGGACCAGCCAGCGAGCCUAAGGAGAAAAGGCUGGGAAGCAAGACCAAGGUCCCAAAGAAGCCACAAAUAUUCGAGAAUUUGAGAAUCUUCUCCAACUAAGGCCCAUCUGUGCCACGGGUACUGCGAAUUAAGCUGUGAGCAAGCAGUCGUCUCUGGCGUGCUGGGCUGGUGGUUCGUACCCUGAAUUAAACUUUGAAACAAAGACCAGUGGGGUAGGAUCACUGCUGAAGAAGCCCCAUGGAGCCUGAGCAGGAACCCCUGGGCAGACAGACGAGUGCCCCCAGGAACACAGACUGCGUGUAAAAGAAGAACGUGGCCCGUCUGUAGCACCUGUCACCUUGGACUACACGUUCCUCUGUUACGUGGUGUGAUACAUGGCUGGCAGCCCAGCGGGCCUGGCCUGGUGCACAGCAAAGGCCCAGUGAGACCACAUAGUGUUGGCCACAGUGACUGCCUCUAGUGGGCAGACCGGGGUGAUCCCAGCGGGUCCCGCCAGCACAGGAAGCCUCAGACAAGGUCCAGGGGUGGGGUGGGGCUGCCAGUCUGGUACUCCACCCUUCCAGAAGAAAAAUGAAGCAGACGUGCUCAUGUUUCAGUCUGAGGUCAUGGUCUCCAUGCUGACUUGUGGGCAGAGCCCUGCUGGCUCCUGGCUUCCCAGAGCAUAACCACGUGUCUCCCAGACACUGGAGGGACUCACCAGUCAGGGGGCCACCUCAGCCAAAUCACAGCUAUCACAAGGGGGCCUAGGGAGCUGAGCCUGGGCCCUUCUGUGAGACCAUCAAUCCCCCGGGGCCCAGGG
This is a messenger RNA of Mirounga angustirostris (Northern elephant seal), 9008 nucleotides long. RefSeq names its product neural cell adhesion molecule 1 (gene NCAM1). Gene Ontology annotation, cellular component: membrane. The transcript has 20 exons. The coding region runs from base 292 to 2604 and encodes 770 amino acids. Lineage: Eukaryota; Metazoa; Chordata; Mammalia; Carnivora; Phocidae. The record is from RefSeq and is a predicted model, not a curated record. Gene Ontology annotation, biological process: cell adhesion. Gene Ontology annotation, molecular function: protein binding.